CCGGGUGUUCGAAACAGUCUCGAGGUGAUGGUCUGAUUUAAACUCCCAGUGAUAGUGAUUUUAUCAGAGUCGUCAGGGAUAUGUUGAAUUAUAGAAACGAAUAAACGAUUCGUUAUCGCGAUAUUAUAAUUAUUUUCAUGGGCUCGUUAAUGAAUGGUGGAACAAAAUGCAUCUGCAUUUUGAGAAGAACACCAAUGCCAAAUGCGACUGCAAUAUUCUGUCACUCAGUUGGAUGGGGAAGGUGCCGGAUGAAGUACCUGAGGACGAGGGGUGGACACUGAGUCGUACGAAUUAUUAUCAAGAGGGAUGGCUUGCUACCGGAAAUGCAAGAGGUCUUGUCGGUGUGACUUUCACAACAUCCCAUUGUCGCACCAGAAAUGCGGAAUUACCAUUACGCGCUAAUUAUAAUCUCCGAGGGCACCAGAGUGAGGUUAUUCUUGUAAACUGGAAUGAGCCCUAUCAAAAAUUGGCUUCUUGCGACAGUUCCGGUGUCAUAUUUGUUUGGAUUAAAUACGAGGGAAGAUGGAGUAUAGAAUUAAUUAAUGAUCGUAGCACACCAGUUACGCAUUUCUCAUGGUCACACGAUGGACGAAUGGCGCUGAUAUGUUAUCGGGAUGGAUUCGUCCUGGUGGGGAGUGUCGCAGGCCAGAGGUAUUGGUCAUCAAUGCUGAAUGAUCAAGCAACGAUCACCUGCGGUAUCUGGACACCAGAUGACCAACAAGUGUAUUUCGGUACAACUGCAGGACAAUUGAUCGUCAUGGACGUCCACGGGGCGAUGGUCUCCGAGGUCCAGCUGUCAGGUGGAAUUACAUCGAUGGCAUGGAGUGCUGAGAAAUUUAAAAUGGAGGAAGGCGACGACGAUCUUUCCGGGAAUAUUAUUCAGCACGAUGAGAGACGAUACGUUCUAGCUGUGUGUCUUAUCGACGGGAACAUCAUCAUGCUACGCUCUUAUGACGAUGUCUCUCCAAUCACCAUAAAGACCGGUCUAAAAUCACCUCUACACGCCGAAUGGAGUAACUCCAGGAAAUUACUAGCUAUUGCUGGUACUAGUGAUCUAGAUGCUGCAACUAGAAAUCCCCAGGAAUACACGAAUGUUCUCAAAUUUUAUUCAGAUUCAGGCUCGCUUGUUUACACAACUGCAAUUCCUUACACUCAGUGUCAAGUGUCAGCGUUGACAUGGGGUCACAAUGAUCGACGUCUCUUCGUUGCAACCGGGACACGCGUCCAUGCCGCUUGGGUAUCCAGACGUGUUGGAUCACUUCAGCUGCUCUCUAGAUUGGCCGUCAGAGCAGCUCUGAGUCGUGAACCUAGUGUUGAUCAGCUUCCUCUGCCUCCCAGACUGCGCGCUUUGGUGGCGGCUCUUUUUGCCAAUACAAUUCGAUCAUGCGUACCUGAGCCACGAGAAUUGAGAAAAUUCGUUUCACGUCCACCAGUCACGGGUGGUAGACUUCAUUGUACAAUGCUGAGACAUGCCGGUGAACCAGCGCCUUGCUACACGCUUUAUCUCGAAUAUCUCGGUGGUCUAGUCCCACUGUUGAAAGGCCGUAGAACAAGCAAAAUUCGACCGGAAUUCGUUAUAUUUGAUCCACAGAGUCAUGAUAGUAUUCACAUGCCCGAUUAUAAUUAUCAAUCGCCUUCUUUGAGCGAUGGCUCAGACACCGAGAGAGACACAACUGAUAGUUACGGCUCACCGAGAAAUAAACGAAAAUAUCGGCGACGGCGUGACGAUAGAACGAAUGAUGAGACUGACGAUUUGACUUACAUAGAUACAUUACCCGAGCACGCAAGACUGGUUGAAGUAACAUCGAAUAUUUGGGGAACCAAAUUUAAAAUUCACGGUCUAACUGAUUCAGUACCUGCUAAUUUGGGUCAAGUAACAUACCGCACAUCGCUACUGCAUCUUCAGCCAAGACAAAUGACACUAGUCAUGACAGAGUUGCGGGAUGAUUUGCCACCAGGUCCAGAUCCAAGUUUCAAUCCAAAUUUAUUCUCCGAGGACGAGGAGGAGACGUUCCAAGAGUCACAGAGUGUAACGAGAAAAAGCUCAGAAGCAUCACCACCACCAAUAGCUCCUAUGACACCACGUAACUCACGGUUGAGCAUUAACCGGCCAAAAUCACAAGUAUCUAGUCAAUUUAUAACGCCCGAUGCACUCAUGUCACCUGUCCUAGCGCAAGCAGAUAGUUACGAUGAUUUCUCAUACAUUGAUGUGCAAGAUGUUAUGGAUAUGGGUGAUAAUGUGAGAGCAACGUCGAGCAAUCACCGAGCGUCUAGGCAUCAUCCACCCAGGUGCUGUGAUGUGCCCGCUUUACAAUCGCCAAAAAAUUCCGUUGCUCCAACCCAAACGCUUAUAGCGACGUCCAAUUCAAAUACCGAUUAUUCCAGCAAUAUUCAACGAGUCAAAACAGCACUCACUGAUCAACAAGUGAUGCGGAAGGAAUUGGAGAAUAAUAAGAUCAAUCAAGCUGAUGAAAAAAUAACUUUAGCUGUCACUCAGGCCAAUAUUAUAUCUACGUCCAUGCAGAGUGGACAGAAUAGCGCUUUACGACAAAGUUCGAUAAUAACGGGACACAGCUCACCGUCACAAGUUUAUUGGAAUUCAUCGAGUGUCUCCGGGCCAAUGCUACCCAGUUGUAAUCAACUUAAUUAUGUUAAUGUGAAGAUUAAUCACAAGCCGCAUUCCAAUUCUUCGUCAUCCAACUCUCAAUCAUCAUCGGCAAUAAAUUUUUCGAAGAAUGUCAUUGGCUCGCCCAAUUCGAACACACCCACAUGCUCACGUCAAUCGGUUAAUGUUAAUUAUCCCUCCACUUGUAGUCAGUGCUCACCUAACAAGCGAAAAGAAAAAACCACUGGAUGCUGUGGAAAAUCUAGCUGCAGUGCAACGAAUUCUGUGACGUCAGGAAGGAGUGAUGAACUGAGAUUCAUUGAUGAAGAGUCCAGGGAAAUUGAUUUUGUCCAGACGUCGGGGGUACGUCGGACCCCAACGGUCGUCAGUAUUGGUCCGAUGUGUCCACCGUUGGAUCCAAUUAUCAGAAGCUGCAGUGUUGGUUAUCUAGAUAUGGUUGAUACUCAAAUGAUACCCUGUGAUGUUGCCCUGAAGAUGUUACGAAAAGAAGCUCCAAACAAGAGACUUGUCCUGGUGUCUAGAAAGACUAGGAGGAGAAGGAAAAAUAAGGGGCACGAAAUCAGUCAACAGUGUACGAAAUUAAAAUUAAAAACUUGUGGAAAGUCAAAGAGUUUGGACUCCAGUGAUAUGUUCCCGAGUACUGAAAUUAUUUCUCUACCGCCACAGCUUACACAGCACGCAGAAGAAACAGCUGGUCAAAUGACAGAGGUAUUGGAAAUUUCUCACGAUGAAAGUUACCCUGUGGCUCAUUGCUGUCCAGAUCCACCGGACGCUGAAAAAAAUCGAGAGGACAACAGUGAUCGGAGAAAGAAAGACAAUUACUCCCUCGGUGAAGCUAAAUCCAGUGGUUCCUUGUCAUCAUCGUUGGACGGUCUUGCAGCAAGAUUACGUGACUUCGAUGAUACUCACAGUUUACCUCCCCUCUCGCCCCGUCUCACCACGAGACUUCCUCGCAGCUCUCCAAGCAGUCCAGCUCCAUCGAAAAAAGGAAAAAGACCGGCCUCGGCGUCACCAAUACGACGCAGACUCUUAUCGAGCCCAUUAUUGAACAGGCGAAGCAGAAAAAGUCGGGGUGAGAGCUCCGAUGACGAGGGCCAAUGCCAGGAUCAAGCAUCGAGAAGCUACAGAAAUUUGGAAACCUUCCAAAAAGCUCAACUCCGACAAAAGCUGAAGCAAAAAGUUAUUGGUGCAUCGGGUCAUAAAGCCGAAGAGCUCGUGAUGCAUAAUAAAGCCCCAAUGUGGAACGAGGCCAGUCAAGUUUAUCAGCUUGAUUUUGGUGGUCGAGUUACUCAGGAAAGUGCGAAGAAUUUUCAAAUUGAAUACAGGGGAAAACAGGUCAUGCAGUUUGGACGAAUUGAUGGAAAUGCUUAUACUCUGGAUUUCCAGUAUCCAUUCAGCGCACUCCAAGCUUUUUCCGUUGCUCUGGCGAAUGUUACGCAACGGCUCAAGUAACCAUCAAUCUUCUCCAGUAUCUCAUUCGAUUUAUAUGUCCAUUCGAAAUUUGGAGUACGAGUGAGUGAUUGUCUCGUUAAUUCAGGGGAAUCCAUAACGGUCUCAAUCUGGAAGGAACGAAUUUUAAUCGCCCGAUCGAAUUUCUAUUGUCAUAUUUCAAGAUUACGUCUAAAUGACCGUCCAGUGCCAUUCAUCACUACGGCAACUGCUUCUUCGUUUAUUUAUUUAAUUGCAUAAUUUGUAUAGAAUUGGCGUCUGUGAAGCGAGAAUUUUUUAGUUAAAAUACAUGUUUAUCCUUGUUUAAA
Molecule: messenger RNA, 4383 nt
Organism: Fopius arisanus
Lineage: Eukaryota; Metazoa; Arthropoda; Insecta; Hymenoptera; Braconidae
Gene: Tusp
Product: WD40 superfamily protein Tusp
Exons: 11
Coding region: 167-4078 (1303 amino acids)
Molecular function (GO): protein binding
Source: RefSeq, a predicted model, not a curated record